AUGGAAAAAACUGAAGCAUAUGAAUGUUUACACCAAAAUGAUCCAUUACCAAAUUUAAUAGAACGUACAAAUAAAUAUUUAUUAAAUUUAAGAUUGAAACAUUGGAUUACACAGAGACAAUAUGAACAAUUAAGCGUUAAACCAAAUGAAGUGAAAUUAGCCCAUUUAUAUUAUUUACCAAAAGCCCAUAAACCUGGCACUCCACUUCGACCAAUUGUCUCUGGACUCAAACAUCCAACUAUAAAAAUAUCGAAAUUUCUCGACGGAUUACUCAGACCUUUAUUUGAUGGAAUGGCAUCAAACACAACUGUGACUUCUGGAACUGAAGUUAUCAAACUGUUACAGGAAUGGUCAAAACGUAAUAUACGUCAAGAAACUUUACUAUGCACAAUGGAUGUGAUGGAUCUGUACACAAUGAUACCCCAAACAGAAGGCUUUUUAUCAAUUAAAAAAAUGUUAGAUUACUUAAACAUUAAACAAAUUGAUGGGUUAAAAAUUGAAACCAUUAUUCGUCUAUGUAGAUUCGUGAUACAAAAUAAUUAUUUUUCUUACAAUGGUAAAUAUUAUCAUCAAGUACGAGGUGGUGCUAUGGGUUCGCCGUUAACAUUAACAAUUGCUAACUGCUAUAUGUUCUUUUUUGAACGAGACAUUGUUAAACAAAUUAGCAAUAGCAACGGACUCUAUAUACGAUACAUCGAUGAUAUAUUUAUUACCAUCAACUGGCCUACUCAACAUUUAUCGAAACAAAUCGAUCGAUGGAAUAAAUUCGACGUUAACAUUAAAUUAAAAACUCAAGUUGGUUAUACAACAAAUUUUCUUGAUUUAAAAAUAGAAAAUAAAAAUGGUGUACUAUUUACAGAAGUAUACCACAAACCAUCUUAUGAGCCGUACUAUUUACCUUUUAAUAGUAUUCAUCCUAUCCAUAUGAAGAAAAAUAUUCCAUUUGAGAUGUUAAUUCGUGCUAUUAAAUAUUGUUCAACAUUUGAAGCAUAUUUAUAUGAACGUGAAAAAUUAAGAAUGGCUUUGUUAUUAAAUAAAUAUCCUGGUGAAUUUUUAGAAAAGCAAUUCAACCGGGUAAUUCAAAAAUAUGAUAUAAAUCAGCCAAUAUCGAAUAAAAAUUAUAGUACAUUACGAGAGAAAAUAAUAUAUGCGGAUAAAAAAGCAAAAAUUACAAUCAAUUAUAAUAAAAAAAUGUUUGUUCAUUUUACAUAUUGUUUAAACAUGAGAAUGUUCCCGGUAAAAUUUCAUACCCUUUGGAACAAAUAUUUUACUGAAUCGCCAAUAAAUGAAAUAAAACCAGUCAUAGGGACUCGUAAUGUUAAAAACCUACAACAACAGCUAAUACGCAAUAAAUAA
Messenger RNA from Rotaria socialis, 1356 nucleotides. Lineage: Eukaryota; Metazoa; Rotifera; Eurotatoria; Philodinida; Philodinidae. The record is from the annotation of a GenBank genome assembly.